UCUUCUUUAGGAGCAUGAAUUGAAUACAUACACGCGAAUACAUUUGUAUGACAUAUAAUAUAUAACAUAAUUUAUGGAGUUAGAUGUAAUAAAGAUUAGGUUAGUCUAGUGAACGUGUUCUACGGUGCUAGUCGUACAAUGUUACUCGUCAGAGGCGGCAAAGUCGAGCUAUUUUCAUAGUAAUGCGAAAUAUUACAUAUAGGAAAAGUGUCGUUUAUUUGAAACAAAAGAAUGACGAUAAUUUUAUUUUAUGGGUGAUUGUCAUUUGUCCUUUUUGAAAAGCGCCACAUUAUUUAAGACAAAGAAACCCGCGAAAUAUCAAUGUGAAUGUGUUUUUAUGAGAAUAGCCAACGAAUAUCAUCGAAAUUAACGUAAUAUCAAAUACGACAUUUUUUUUUCAUCCUUCGUUUGCAUACAUGUUCUGCGAGGAAGGAUAUUGAAGAAUACGAGUACAACGUUAGAAGAGAGAAAGGAUAUCGAUAUAAAUCAUUUGGAUUAUUAAUUAUAUCGUACGAUCUUUCUUUAUUGAUAUCUUUUUACAUUUACAAAUGAGACAAUUGAUAUUGAAUAAUCAAUUAAUAUAUUACAAAGGAAUAACUUGUGUGUUGUGAUGUGUAUCGAUGAAUUGUUCGAUUCAUACUGAUACAAAGUGAUAAUCUCAAAAGAAUUAAUCGGAUCUAAUCGAUCGUUAAAUACUCGAUCGUUAAAAAAAAACAUUUAAGUGUGGUCCUCAAGAUAAGUGUCAAUUGUAGUUUCAAUAAUCCGAUAAAAGAGUAUUUAUCAGUGUAUGUUGAUCGAUGAGUGAUAUAUUUUCAGAGGAUUUUUUUUCCCUUUUAAGGAUUAUAAGCAAUUCAAAUAUAAUAUUUUAUUGAAAAUAACGAAGAAUUUUUUUAUACCAUAUAUCCGAGGUAAAGUACAAUGGAUUCGAGUAAAACAAAAUCCAAGCCAAAUCCAAGAGAAAAGGCAAAUAUUAUUUCCGUGUUAUUUUGGUGGUGGUCUUUGAGUUUAUUUAAAACUGGUUACAAGAAAAUAUUAGAAGCCGAAGAUUUAUACGAUCCUUUAAAAGAAGAUCGUUCUACCGUCCUUGGAAAUAGAUUAGAAAAACGAUGGAACAUCGAAUUGGAAAAUGCGAAGAAACAAAAACGCAGUCCGUUCUUUUUGAGAGCGAUAUUUCGUACUUUUUUAAUGGAAUACUUCCUUUUAGGAUUAUUGCAGAUACUUAAUGAAUUUAUAAUAAGAUUAGGAACACCAUUGUUAUUAGGUGGUCUUUUAAGAUAUUUCAAAAAGGGUAGCGAGGAAACAUAUGAGACCGCACUUUUAUAUGCCAGUGGUAUUUGUAUAGCAACGGCGAUUAACGUAAUUACGAUUAAUCAAACAAUAUUUGGUGCAUUUCACAUUGGUGCAAAAGUCAGAAUUGCUGCUUGCUCUGUAGUCUACAGAAAAGCAUUACGACUUAGUCAAACGGCAUUAGGAGAUACUGCACCAGGAAAAGUAGUCAAUUUAGUGGCCAACGAUGUUAAUAGAUUCGAUCUUGUUUCCAUCUUUAUACAUCACAUGUGGUCAGCACCACUUACUGCUUUAAUCAUUGCCUAUUUUCUUUAUACCGAAGCUGGAUAUUCUGGUCUUUUUGGGAUAGCAGCAGUUUUUGUGGUCGUACCAAUUCAAUCUUAUACCGGUAAACUUUCUUCAAAGUUUAGACUGCAGACGGCCAUAAAGACGGAUGAAAGGGUACGGCUGAUGGAUGAGAUUAUUUCUGGCGUGCAAGUAAUAAAAAUGUACGCCUGGGAGAAACCCUUUUGCGCGUUAGUCGAAUUGGCUAGAAAAUUGGAGUUACGAGUAGUCAGUAAAAGUUCAUCCAUUCGUGGUAUCUAUAUGACAUUUAAUUUAUUUACAACGAGAAUGGCACUUUAUUGUACCCUAAUCUCAAUGAUUAUGCUUCGUAAUGAAUUGACCGCCGAAAAAGUGUUCGUUUUUUCUUCGUACUUCAAUAUACUUGCUCAAACAAUGUCUGGUAUGUUUGUACGCGGUUUUGCCGAAAUUGCGGAAUGUCUUGUGGUUGUAAGACGAUUACAACAUUUCUUGAUGUACGACGAGUUUCGUAGUAAUAAUAUUACGAUAAGUAAUAAAUUAUCGAGAAGUCCAAACGGUAGCAUUACAUCUAUAUCGAGACAAACGUCUAUCAGAGCGUCAAGGCAAGAUUUACCUUAUAUGGACGAUGAAGUUAUUGAUGAGAAUUAUUGUCAAGAUAACGAAAAGAACAUACAAAAUGGAUUGAUAAUAGUAGCUAACGAUUUGUUGAAAAAUACGGCCAGUCUAGUUAAUGAUAGAAGUGAUUCAACUUUAUCCGAAGAUUCGUAUGCGAUCAAGAUGACAAACGUAAUAGCAAAUUGGGAAGGCGGUCAAUCUGAAACAAUAUUAGAAGGUAUAAAUCUAAUGUUAGAGAAAGGCAAAUUAUAUGCAGUUAUUGGAAUGGUAGGAGCUGGUAAAAGUUCAUUCCUUUCGGCGAUACUCGGUGAGAUGAAUAUUAUAGAUGGUUGUGUGAAAUGUAACGGUAAUGUGAGUUAUGCUAGUCAAGAAGCAUGGGUGUUUGGUGCUACCGUUAGACAAAAUAUUCUAUUUGGGCAACCGUACGAACGUCAACGUUAUCAGCGUAUAGUCAAAGCUUGCGCUCUUCUUAGAGAUUUCAAGCAAUUCCCACAGGGCGAUUUAACGAUCGUUGGUGACAGAGGGAGUUCUUUAUCUGGUGGUCAAAAAGCUAGAAUCAACUUAGCAAGGGCAUUAUACAAACAAGCGGAUAUUUAUCUUUUAGAUGAUCCUUUGAGCGCGGUAGAUGCGCACGUCAGUAAGCAUCUUUUCGAGGAAUGCAUUCAACGAUAUUUGGCGCAUAAGACACGAAUCUUGGCAACGCAUCAAUUGCAAUAUAUAAAAGAAGUCGACGCUAUAAUACUUUUGGAAAAGGGAAAAUUUAAAUUGUAUCAGAAUUAUCAAGACCUUUUGAUCGAUUAUCCAGAAUAUAGAAGUUUAUUGGCAACAGAUAACGAUACGAGCGAGGAUUCUUCUUUCGAAAGGAACUCAAUACGAAGACAAUUUUCUUCAUUGAGUAAUAGGAGUCGUACGCCAGAAGCUAGUAGUGGUGGUACAGAUGACGAAGAGGAAAACGAAGAUGUUGAAAAAUUUAAUGACGGUUUAGAAGGAACAUCACGUGGUAUAGUAAAAGGACCAAUUUUUAUUCGAUAUUUUCAAGUCGGCGCCAAUCUUUGUCUUGCCUUAUUAGUCCUCUUUUUAAUAAUUCUCACGCAAUUCAUUGCCAGUCUUAAUGAUUAUUUUAUUCCAAUCUUAGUUAACGCCGAGGAGACAUUACAUUAUCAGCAAACACAAGCGAAUGUUACUAUGGAAGAUGAAAUACCAACGCAUAUAAGCAAUACUUAUGUAUACAUUUAUACUGCAAUCGUAAUUGGAAUAUUCAUCAUUGGUAUCACGAGAUCAUUAAUUUUUUAUAAAAUGUGUAUGCUAUGCAGUCAACGUUUACACGACAUGACUUUUAGCGCAUUGAUCAGAACUAAUAUGAGAUUUUUUGAUACCAAUCCAAGUGGAAGAAUUUUAAAUAGAUUUUCGAAAGAUAUUGGUGCAAUCGAUGAAUUAUUGCCUAAGGCAUUAUUAGAUGCUGGCCAAUUAUGUAUGCUGAUGUUCGGAUCAUUGACCGUAUCUUGUAUAGUCAAUCCAAUGUUUUUAAUUCCUGUAAUAUUUUUGGGAACGACAUUUUAUUGGAUUCGUAAAGUUUAUUUAAAAACAAGUAAAAAUAUUAAACGUUUAGAAGGCAUCACACGAUCACCAGUGUUCACCCAUUUAAAUGCUACGUUAAAUGGUCUACCUACUAUUAGAGCAUAUGGCGCUCAAGAUAUAUUAAAAAUGGAGUUUGAUAGAUUUCAAGAUGCGCAUACGUCUACGGUUUACAUGUAUAUUGUAACUAGUACAGCAUUUGGAUUUUCUUUGGAUGUAUUUUGUUUCAUAUUUACAUCACUUGUAACCUUCAGCUUUCUUUUAUUAAGUACAACAUUUUCUGGUGGUGAGGUUGGCUUGGCUAUUACCCAAGUGAUGGCCAUGACUGGUAUGAUACAAUGGGGAAUGCGACAAAGUGCCGAGGUCGCUAAUCAAAUGAUGUCAGUUGAACGUGUCCUUGAAUAUACGCAAUUACCACCGGAAGAUAAUUUACGUAACAAAGGAAAAUUUUUCAAAAAGUCGGAUAAACAAAAUUUAGAAUCCUUACCACAAAAUGCACCAAAGAAUUGGCCUAGCGAGGGUUGUAUUAGAUUUAGGGAUAUAUAUAUGAGAUACACCGAUGAGGAUCCGCCAGUUUUGAAAAAUUUAAAUUUAUUGAUUUUACCACGUGAAAAGGUCGGUAUUGUGGGAAGAACUGGGGCUGGAAAAUCAUCAUUGAUAUCGGCAUUAUUCAGAUUGGCGAAGAUCGAAGGGAUAAUAGAAAUUGAUAAUGUCGAUACCGGAUCAAUUUGUUUGGAAGAUUUGCGACGUAAUAUAUCUAUUAUUCCUCAGGAUCCAGUUUUAUUCUCAGGAACAUUAAGACGGAAUCUUGAUCCAUUUAAUGAGUACUCGGAUCAAAUAGUUUGGGAAGCUUUGGAAGAAGUCGAAUUAAAAGAUGCCGUUGCCACUGCUGGAAAUGGUUUAGAAUCUCGUGUACUUGAUAGAGGUAGUAAUUUCAGUGUUGGUCAAAGACAACUUAUAUGCUUGGCAAGAGCAAUUUUACGAAAUAAUCGUAUAUUAAUGCUCGAUGAGGCAACGGCUAAUGUAGAUCCCCAAACGGAUGCUUUGAUACAGCGCACGAUAAGAAAGAAAUUUGCUUCUUGUACAGUAUUGACGGUUGCUCAUCGAUUAAACACUAUAAUGGACAGUGAUAAAGUAUUGGUUAUGGAUAAGGGUAGAAUGGCGAUAUUACGGCUGAGUAAAACAGCUCUGAUGCAAACGACUAAUGGUGGACAAAUUCUUAAUAUUCUUAGCAAUGAUAUGAAUCGUUUUGAUACCGUACUCAUUUAUCUGCAUUAUUUAUGGAUUGGACCGAUUCAGCUCGUAGUAGUAACCUACAUAAUGUGGACAAUGAUCGGAUCUUCAACAUUUUUUGGCAUUGCAUGUCUCUUAUUGGUAUCUUUUCCCAGUCAAGGAUAUUUUCCUGUAAUAAGUAAAAAAUUGAGAGCAAGUCUAGCAACUCUAACGGAUACAAGGAUACAACUUAUAAACGAAUUUAUAACAGGCAUACAGAUGAUCAAAAUGUACGGAUGGGAAAAACCGUUUAGUAAAUUUGUAAUAAAAACACGUAUAGCGGAGAUGAAAAAAAUUAGGAUUAGCUCGUUUAUUAAAGUAUUAGCUCUGUCUAUGUUAAUAUUUACCGAAAGAAUGACAUUAUAUUUUUCUAUGAUAUCUUACGCUCUUACAAACAAGACAUUAAAUCCAGAAUAUACAUAUGUUUGGACAACCUUCUUCAAUAUUUUACAAUUAACGAUUGUCAUGUUUUUUCUACAAGCUCUAAUAUCCUGGAACGAGACCACAAUAACUGUUAAUAGAAUCGAGGAAUUUUUAUUGUUGGACGAAGUGAUAUCGAACGAUCAAACGUCAUUGAUGUCAUCAAUGUCAUCAAAAUAUGAGAAAAAAGGAGAUAAAAAUGAUAUUGAAUAUUGUAGGAUCAUUUUGAAGAAGGAAGAGCCGGUAAUAAACGUCGAGCCGAAAAAACAACCAUCGAUUGAAUUGAUAAAAGUAUCAUCAAAUUGGGUGUCCAGCAAAUUACCACCUACUCUAUGUAAUAUCAGUAUGAAAGUGAAUCCGGGCCAGUUAUGUAUUUUAUUGGGUCAAGUUGGAUCAGGAAAGACAGCUCUUUUAAAUACACUUUUGAAGGAACUUCCCUUGGGUGCUGGUACCAUCAAGAUAUUACAAAACUUACCUACAAAAAUGGACUCUCAUGCGAACUUGACAAAUUAUUUCACUGAUAAUAAAAACAUUAGAAUUUCUUAUGCCUCCCAAGAACCAUGGCUUUUUGUUGGUACUAUCAAAGAAAAUAUUCUCUUUGGUGAAUUGUACGAUAAUAAAAGAUAUACGGACGUAACGCGAGUAUGUGCCUUAAAUAAAGAUUUCCAGCAAUUACCUCAAGGUGAUAUGACUACUGUCGGGGAAAGAGGGAUAAUGUUAUCUGGUGGGCAAAAAGCUCGAGUCAGUUUGGCAAGAGCCAUUUAUAAACAAGCAGAUAUUUAUUUAUUGGACGAUCCAUUGAGCGCCGUAGAUACAAAAGUUGCCAAGCAUAUAUUUACAAAAUGUAUCGUACAAUAUCUUCGUGAUAAGACGAGGAUAUUAGCUACGCAUCAAUUGCAGUUUAUCAAAUCUGCGGACGUUAUAGUGGCACUGGAUCAUGGUACCGUCAAAAUGAAAGGAAAUUAUAAUGAAUUAAUGAAAAAUAAUGAUGAAUUUUUGAAAAUGGUCACUCGUAUCAAAAUGGACAGGGAAAAUAACGAAAUUAAGGAGGAUACAAAUGAAAAUCUUUUUGGAUAUAACAGAGAUAGUAUAAGAAGUAGAGCAUCUAUUAGAUCACACAACAGUUCGGUCGUGGAAUCUGUACAUGGUGAUUAUGAAAGUGCGGAUACCAACGAACAAGAAGAAUUAUUUUUAACAGACAAUAUUCCUUGGAAAUUAUAUAUCAAAUAUUUUCGAUAUGGAGGCUCAUGGUUAACGUUAAUUAUUUUUGUAAUAAUAUCCAUAGUAACGCAAAUAAUUACAAAUGCUACCGAUUAUUGGGUAUCUUAUUGGACCAAUUUAGAAGUCAUAAGAAGUUCUAAAAAUAAAACUUUAAUCAUGAAUAAACAAGAGGAAUAUCGAAAUACGAUACAGAAUACAAUUUUAUCGAACUUUCUAUCCUUAGAUAAUUUAGGAUUGUUAACAACAACGUCUGCUAUAUACAUUUAUACAAUUUUGCUUGUUAUUUGUAUAAUUACGGUACUUGUGCGCAGCAUCUUUUUUAUGCAACUUUGCGUAAUCGCCUCUCGUAGAAUUCAUAAUGAUUCGUUUAACAAUCUUUUGCAAGCUAACAUGCGCUUUUUCCAUACGAAUCCUUCCGGAAGAAUACUGAAUAGAUUUUCAAAAGAUAUGGGAGCCAUAGAUGAAUUAUUACCAAAGCCAAUGAUAGAAGUAAUACAAAUUUUUCUAGUUACAUUUGGUAUUAUUAUUAUGGAAAUAAUUGUGAAUUAUUGGACAGUUAUACCAUUCAUUAUGUUAGGUAUCUUUACUUAUUUCAUAAAAAUAAUAUACGUUAAAACUGUGCAAAGUAUUAAACGAUAUGAGGGGAUAUGUAAGAGUCCGAUAUUUUGUCACGUCGGUACAACAUUAAAUGGUCUAUCGACGAUAAGAAGUAGUGGUAAGGCGACCCAAGAUUUGUUGCAAAAAAAGUUUGAUUAUUUACAAGAUAAACAUACAGGCACUUGGUAUCUCUUAUUAGCAGCAUCCGCACUUCUUGGUUUAGUCUUCGAUAUAUUGAUAUCCUUUGUCAUAGCCUUUAUAUGUUUUUAUUUUGUUCUCGUACCUACAGAUAAUACAUUAAGUGGAGAUGUAGGUUUAGCUAUAUCGCAAGCCCUUAUUAUUAUUAGUAUGUUACAAUAUGGUAUAAAACAAACUGUCGAAGUAAUUAUUCAAAUGACAUCGGUCGAAAGAAUAUUCCAAUAUAUGGAUCUCCCUAAAGAGAAAUCUUUGAUAACAGCGAACCCAUUGCCGCCAACAUGGCCAUCGCAAGGUAGAUUAAUAUUAAAGAAUGUUUCUAUGAAAUAUAGUCCGAAUGAACCAUCUGUUUUAAAGAAUCUAACAGUUACGAUAGAAGCAGGAUGGAAAGUCGGUAUUGUUGGAAGAACAGGAGCUGGAAAAUCUUCGUUAAUAAGUGCACUCUUUCGUCUAUUUUCUGAAGGUUUAGAAGGAGAGAUAAUAAUUGAUGAAAAGGAUACAAGUACAAUAGACUUGCAAGAAUUACGUUCUCGAAUAUCUAUCAUUCCACAAGAACCAAUUCUCUUUGCUGCAAGUUUGCGAUAUAAUUUGGAUCCAUUUAAUCAAUAUGACGACAUACAUCUUUGGGAUGUUCUUCGAGAGGUCGAAUUCACUGAUAUGGGCUUGAACGAUCAAAUUUUAGCUAAUGGUAACAAUUUGAGCAUUGGUCAAAAACAAUUAAUAUGCUUGGCUAGAAGUAUGCUGAGGAAAAAUCGUAUUAUAGUUCUCGAUGAGGCAACUGCUAAUAUAGAUUCGCAAACCGAUGAAUUGAUACAACGUACUUUAAGAACUAAAUUUGUUGAUUAUACUGUUCUAUGUGUGGCUCAUCGUUUGAAUACUAUUAUUGAUAGCAAUCGUAUUAUAGUGAUGGACGGUGGAGAAAUUGCGGAAUUUGAUCAUCCCUACGAGUUAUUACGUAAUAAACCUAAUGGUUUGUUUGCUCAAAUGGUGAAGAAUACAGGACGUAUUAUGUCUAAGAAUCUUUUGCAGCAAGCAGAGAUGGCUUAUCGGCGAGAUACAAAGGAGCACAAUCUUGAUGAUAUUUCCACUGAAACUGAAUUAAUAUUAAAUACAAAUCAAGAAUAUAUAUCAUUAUAAAUAAAGAAAAAAAAAUUAUAUAUAUAUAUAUAUAUAUAUAUAUAUAUAUUCCAUCUAAAA
This is a messenger RNA of Vespa crabro (European hornet), 8682 nucleotides long. RefSeq names its product probable multidrug resistance-associated protein lethal(2)03659. The record is from RefSeq and is a predicted model, not a curated record. Gene Ontology annotation, biological process: transmembrane transport. NCBI's taxonomy places the organism in Eukaryota, Metazoa, Arthropoda, Insecta, Hymenoptera, Vespidae. Gene Ontology annotation, cellular component: membrane. Gene Ontology annotation, molecular function: ATP hydrolysis activity; ATP binding; ABC-type transporter activity. The coding region runs from base 919 to 8622 and encodes 2567 amino acids. The transcript is spliced from 28 exons.